This is a messenger RNA of Anas platyrhynchos (mallard), 2697 nucleotides long. RefSeq names its product tubulin gamma complex component 4 (gene TUBGCP4). Gene Ontology annotation, molecular function: microtubule minus-end binding; gamma-tubulin binding. The record is from RefSeq and is a predicted model, not a curated record. Gene Ontology annotation, biological process: meiotic cell cycle; microtubule nucleation; cytoplasmic microtubule organization. Gene Ontology annotation, cellular component: microtubule organizing center; gamma-tubulin complex; spindle pole. Lineage: Eukaryota; Metazoa; Chordata; Aves; Anseriformes; Anatidae.
GCCAGCUGCUCCCGGGGACUCUUCCGGAAAGCCGGCGCGCUCGCCCAUCCUCCCGUUACUUCCCGGGCCCGGCGGGGAGCCGCCCGCGGAGCGCGCCCUGCCACCGGGCCGCGCGAGGCCAGCGCCGGCCUCCGCCGCUCCCCGGGGACGAGGCGCCGCCCGCGAGCCCUCCGGCGGCCGCGGCGCAGACGCGCCCUUCCCGGCAGCCCUCGCGCCCCUCCCGGCGGCCCGCGCGGCGGCGCGCAGCGGGAUGAUCCACGAGCUGCUGCUGGCGCUGAGCGGGUACCCGGGGGCGGCCUUCACCUGGAGCAAGCGCGGCGGCCUGCAGGUGUCCCAGGAACUGCCGUUCUUGCACCCCAGCGAGACGAGCGUCCUGAACCGGCUCUGCCGCCUCGGCACCGACUACAUCCGCUUCGCCGAGUUCGUGGAGCAGUACACCGGGCACGUACAGCAGCAGGACCAUCAUGUAUCUCAGCAAAACCAGGGUGGAUUACAUGGGAUUUAUUUGCGAGCUUUCUGCACGGGUCUUGAUUCAGUAUUGCAGCCGUAUCGACAGGCACUACUUGACCUUGAACAAGAGUUUUUGGCUGACCCGCAUCUUUCCAUCUCACAUGUUAAUUAUUCCUUGGACCAGUUUCAGUUACUCUUCCCAUCUGUAAUGGUCGUGGUGGAACAGAUCAAGACUCAGAAGAUUCAUGGAUGUCAGAUACUGGAAACCGUCCACAAACAUAGCUGUGGGGGGUUGCCUCCUGUUCGCAGUGCUCUUGAAAAGAUUCUGGCUGUGUGUCAUGGAGUCAUGUAUAAGCAGCUAUCUGCCUGGAUGCUACAUGGAUUGCUACUAGACCAACAUGAAGAGUUCUUUAUCAAACAGGGUCCCUCUUCUGGAAAUGUCCCUGGCCAACCUGAAGAUGAUGAUGAUGACCUAGGAAUUGGGGGACUUACAGGAAAACAGCUACGAGAGCUGCAGGACUUGCGCUUGAUUGAGGAGGAGAACAUGUUAGCUCCAUCUCUAAAACAGUUUUCUCUGCGAGUAGAAAUGCUGCCAUCAUACAUUCCUGUGCGGGUUGCUGAGAAAAUCUUGUUUGUAGGAGAAUCUGUACAGAUGUUUGAGAAUCAAAAUGUUAACCUGACCAGAAAAGGCUCCAUCCUAAAAAACCAGGAGGACACUUUUGCAGCAGAACUACACCGACUCAAGCAGCAACCACUCUUUAGUUUGGUGGACUUUGAAUCUGUGGUUGACUGGAUACGGAGCACUGUUGCUGAGCAUCUUUGGAAACUGAUGGUGGAGGAAUCUGAUUUACUAGGACAACUGAAGAUUAUAAAAGACUUUUAUCUUCUGGGAAGAGGUGAGCUGUUUCAGGCUUUCAUUGACACUGCACAGCACAUGUUAAAAACACCACCUACGGCUGUAACUGAACAUGAUGUCAAUGUUGCAUUUCAGCAGUCUGCUCAUAAAGUACUGUUAGAUGACGACAACCUUCUCCCUCUGCUUCACUUGACCAUUGAGUAUCAUGGAAAGGAGCAUAAAGAUACUCCUCAGGCUCGUGAAGGGCCUACCCGAGAGUUAUCUCCACGUGAAGCCCCUGCAUCUGGCUGGGCAGCUCUGGGUCUUUCUUACAAAGUACAGUGGCCGCUGCACAUUCUCUUUACUCCUGCUGUUUUGGAGAAGUACAAUGUUGUGUUCAAAUACCUGCUAAGCGUGCGACGGGUCCAGGCUGAGCUACAACACUGCUGGGCUCUCCAGAUGCAACGCAAACACCUGAAAUCUAACAGAACUGAUGCCAUCAAGUGGCGUCUGAGGGACCACAUGGCUUUCCUUGUGGACAAUCUUCAGUAUUAUCUGCAGGUGGAUGUACUGGAAUCUCAGUUCUCACAGCUUCUCCAACAGAUAAAUGCCACACGAGAUUUUGAGAGUAUUAGACUGGCUCAUGAUCAUUUCUUAAGCAAUCUGUUGGCUCAGUCUUUCAUCCUCCUAAAGCCUGUUUUUCACUGCUUAAAUGAAAUUCUAGAUCUUUGUCAUAGUUUUUGUUCUCUGGUGAGUCAGAAUCUGGGCCCAUUAGAUGAGCGGGGAGCUGCACAACUCAGUAUUCUGGUGAAGGUGAAUCUAUAUUUAUAUGGAUUCAGUCGUCAGUCAUCACUGCUCUUCAAGAUUCUCUCUAGUGUUCGAAACCACCAGAUAAACUCUGACCUAGCUCAACUGCUACUACGCUUGGAUUAUAACAAAUACUACACCCAGGCUGGAGGAACCUUGGGCAGUUUUGGAGUUUGAACACCAAGACCUUUUCUUCAGACUGUGACCAACAGCAUGACAAGCAGUGAUGCCUCUGGUGCUCUUGGAAUUUUUUCCUUGUAGUUGGUACUUGCCUGAUGAACCACUGUUUAAGUGGCACUUCCUGCCAAUUCUGUACAAUUGCCUAUUGAGUGCAGAAAGCUUUUUCUUUUACUCUGACCUAGUAGAACCAUGCUUUCUGCAGCUCAGCAUCUACUCAUAAAUGCUUCUAGGGAAGCAGUCUGUGCUUCUUCUGAAAGUGGAGAAAAAACAAGGAUUGUGAUGUCAGAAUUGCAGUAUCUUAACUGGAGCUGGGCUAUGAUCCGUUGCAAGCUGGAAUAGGGUGGAAGUAGUCUGUUCUCAACUAUGACUGAAGUUUUGUCUGUCUUCAGAACUUUCACUUGUGCAAUAAACUGACUUAGAGGAGA